AUUUUAAGAUUGAAACGAAACGUUACUGAAACUGUCACCCUCACCCGCACCAUGUUACAGCGCAUUAUUAGGCGCCGAUAUUGUUAAAUUAACAUUUUCCUUUAUGUUGAAUGUAUUAUCUAUGUUUAAUAAUUAAUUCAUAGAUAAUACACUUAAUUUAUCAUUAAACCUGGAUAGACAUACAUAGUAAUAAAAUAGUAUGUAUAGAUUGGCUCUUAUAUAAUGUAAUUUCGAAAGAAUUAUGCAAAACUAGAGUUCACAUAAUGAACAAGUUACAUCUAUUUUAAAUAAAUAAAAAAACAAGUUUCAAAAUUUUGCUAGUAUCAUUUGUAAUAAUGUCAUCUACUACUACAACACCAUCUACACAUGCACCACCACCACCACCACCACCGCUUCAUCCUCAAACUUCCUUAGUUAAUGUGAAAUCCUCUGAUUUAAAAACAGUUUCAACAAAUAAUGUUUUUGUUCAUUUUAAUUCCUGCCAAUGGGCUGCACACUAUCCUGAAUUGAGAGAAGCAUGUACAAAGAAUAACUUAUUCUUAGAGAAGGAACCUUUCAAAUACAAAUAUAAAUACAUUGAAUCAGUACUUCAAGUUGGGCCCACAUGUGGACUUGUUGCACUGUCAAUGUUAGUUGAUAGAAAAGUUACUGCCAAUGAAAUGUUGAAUAUUGCAAAAUUAUCAGGCUACACUGGCAAUGGUGAAAUGUGCAGUUGUAAGAACAUGGUCAAAUUAGUUAAAGAAGUAUUCAAUUUAGCUGGAAUAAAUAAUGUGACCUUUGAAUUGAAAAUUGGUAACUUAUUUAGCAGUGAAACAAUUGAAUUGUUAACGGAUGGUGCAAUUAUAUUGGUGCCAUAUGAUGCUGAUUGCAAUCACUCACCGUGUCUACGUAAUGGUCACACGGCACACUGGGCUCUCAUCUGUGGAAUCCUUAUUGAUAACCCUACUGAAUCUUUUGAAUUAGAUGCCAACAAUAUUUAUGUAUUAUGUAAACAUGGAAAGUCUAAGUAUUUAGCCAUUUGGAAAUUAGCAGAUUUAGACAGCAGUAAUAAGAAUCUAAAAGAAUUUUCUCCAAAGAAGGGAACUGAUGGUUCCACAUAUGUUCUACCUGAUGGCGGAAUUGGUGGAGAAGACGGUCUCUGUAAUCAAUAUUUAGUGUUUAAAGGAUUAAACCCUAAUUAGCUGACUAAGACAAUUGUGUUGGAUCUUGUUCAGGUUCAAGACAACUUUGAACAGGACAGCUUAAUAUCUCAAUGCAUUCAUAUCGUUGUAUCUGUGGGUUCCAGUAUUAGCUUAAUGUUAAAUAGGAUUUGACGACUCUUUCCCUCAUAGUUAUAAAUAUAGUAAGAGAAAUUUAUUUAAUCAACAACUUAGUAGGUAUGUCAUAAGUAACAUUUAUAAUGGUUUAUAUUAAUUAGGGUAUAUUGGUACCAUAGCUUAAAACAUAGACUCAAAGUAUACAGCAGUUAAUUGUGUAAAUGUAUAAAUAAAAAAUGGAUUUAACUUUACUCAUGUUCUUAUAAUGUAACUAAAAUAAUAGAAAAUAUGCUGAAAGCUAACAGGCUGAAUCUAUGGGCCAGAGGGAAUGUCAGGGUUAAGAAAAUUGUUAAAGAAAUCAAUAUGAUCUAUUAUAAAAUUAUGAAUAAGUCCAAAUGAAAUGAGUUUGUUUUACAAAAGAUGUUGAAAUUAAAUAAUGUUAUUUAA
Messenger RNA from Bombyx mori (domestic silkworm), 1703 nucleotides. RefSeq names its product actin maturation protease. The transcript is spliced from 3 exons. NCBI's taxonomy places the organism in Eukaryota, Metazoa, Arthropoda, Insecta, Lepidoptera, Bombycidae. The record is from RefSeq and is a predicted model, not a curated record. The coding region runs from base 336 to 1181 and encodes 281 amino acids.